UGGCAGAGAGAAGGGACUAGUUCAGCGCCUGAAGCUUCUUCACCCUCAACUCAUAUCAUACCACUGUAUAAUUCACCAGUCCAUCCUUUGUGCAAGUCUUGGAGAAAUCUAUGCUGAAAUCAUGAACACAAUGAUGAAGCUGGUGAAUUUCCUGAGAGCAUCAUCUGCACUACAGCAUCGCUUGCUGCGGUCAUUCCUGACUGAGGUCAGUGCUGAUUUUGAUGACUUACUUUUGCACAACAACGUCAGAUGGCUGAGCAAGGGCAAGGUUCUGGAGCGGUUUUGGGCCAUUAGGAACGAAUUAAAACAAUUUCUGUCACAACAAAAAAGUGCAAAAGCAAAGCUAUUCCUGGAGUUCCUGCACGAUCCCGAAAAGAUGGAGGCUGUGGCAUUUUUGACAGACAUGACAGCUCACAUGAAUGAUCUGAAUGUGAAGCUCCAAGGGGAGGGCAGCACUGUAUGUGAGCUGAUAUCAGCAGUGCGGGCAUUCCAGAGGAAGCUGGAGGUCUACAAGGAUGACUUGCAGGAGGAAUUGCUCCAUUUCCCCAAACUUUUGGAGCAGACCAAAGAAAAAGAUGCUCAUCAAAAACACAUCACAUUUGUGGAGAAGAUGAUGGAGAAUUUCAGAACAAGAUUUGAAGACUUCAUUCUUGGCAAGCAAAUCCUCCUCUGCAUUGAGAACCCAUUCCUUGUUCGAAAUAUGAGAGAGUUCACUUCAGAGGCAAAUCAGGUAUUCCCCUGGAUCCAAGCUGCAGCACUCCAAUCUGAGCUGAUUGACCUGCAGGAGAAUAUCACACUGAGGGAGACACAGUGUGACGUCAUCACCCUGUGGACAAAAAUGGUUACUGCGGCCAAUUUCCCCCACCUGAGGAGGAUGGCAGUGUACAUCCUCACAAUGUUUGGGUCCACAUACCGAUGUGAAUCUGCCUUCUCAAAAAUGAACUUUAUAAAAAAUCAGUACCGGAGUCGCCUAACCAAUGAGCACAUGCACCAGUGUGUCUCCCUGGCAAUCACACCAUUUCAACCCAGGUUUGAAACAGUGGCCAAAGAAACCAGAGGCCAUUUCUCCCAUUAA
This is a messenger RNA of Engraulis encrasicolus (European anchovy), 1075 nucleotides long. Its product is annotated as general transcription factor II-I repeat domain-containing protein 2A-like. The record is from RefSeq and is a predicted model, not a curated record. Lineage: Eukaryota; Metazoa; Chordata; Actinopteri; Clupeiformes; Engraulidae. Bases 122 to 1075 code for a protein of 317 amino acids. The transcript has 2 exons. Gene Ontology annotation, molecular function: protein dimerization activity.